AUGAAGUCGCAGAAAUUGAAGAGAAAACAACAAGCAAAUUACCUUUCACCGGAAAUACAAAAUGAGUUUAUAGAGUGUUGUGCCAAAAAAGUAUUAGACGUUAUUCAAAGUGAACGAGAAGCAGCAAAAUAUUACUCAAUAUUUGUUGAUACAACCCUUGAUUCAGCACAUAUGGAACAAACUGUAUUUAUAUUGCGUUAUGUUUAUUUAAAUGAAGAAAAUAGUCUCUACGAAGUUCAAGAGCGAUUUCUAGAGUUUGAGAAAACGGGGAAAGCUAUUGCUGAAUUAAUUUGCAGUGUUAUUAAAAAACACAAUAUACCAAUGAUAGACUGUCGUGGUCAAGGUUAUGACAACGGUAGCAACAUGAGCGGUCAAUAUAAAGGAGCACAAGCAGAGAUAAUUAAAGAGAACCAAUUGGCAAUUUAUUCUCCAUGUGCUUGUCAUAACCUAAAUCUCUCUAGCCCGCAAAGAUGGCAAAUUUUAAAAGAAAACAUUGGAUGCUCUUUGCAUAGCAUGUCAAAUACACGUUGGUCAGCCAGGAUUGAAAGUGUAAAACCUUUUGCAGAACAUGUUCCUGGUUUAAAGAGUGCUAUCCAAGACUUAAAAAAGCUAAAUCUUACUGCCGAGACUCGAUCAGAUAUCAAACGUAUUGAGAAAUACUGGGUUCAUUUGAGUUCAUUUGAGUCAAUUGAGAGAAAUAUUGGAUCAAUUACAAGCAUCAAUUACAGAAACACAGUUCUGAAAGCCAGAGAUGCAACUUUAGAUGUGGAGGAUUUAAAUUUAAAAAGCUUAUUUGAUGACCUUUUAUUAUUGAGAAACAACUGGGAUUCAAUUUUAAAUGAAUGUAAACUUGUUGCCAAAAAUCUGGGUAUGGUUUCCAAUGACAUAUUCCCGGAGAAAAAACGCAGCCGAAAAGCUAGAUUUUCAGAUGAGGAACAGAAUAAUAAAUUAGGCAACACCAGUGCAGAACUUUGUUUCAAGCGCGAUGUUUUUUAUGUUCUUUUAGACUGUGUCAUUGGUAAUAUGAAUCGGCGUUUUGAGGCAGCCAAAGAUCUUGAGGAAACAUUUGGUGUUGUAUGGAAAUACAUGACAUUAUAUAAAGAUCUGUUGCGUGAGAAAGCUUCAUCUAUUUGCGUUAAAUUGCAUUGA
Molecule: messenger RNA, 1149 nt
Organism: Hydra vulgaris (swiftwater hydra)
Lineage: Eukaryota; Metazoa; Cnidaria; Hydrozoa; Anthoathecata; Hydridae
Source: RefSeq, a predicted model, not a curated record